AUGCCAGAAGCCACACGGAGCACAUUGAGUACUCGUGCAUUUGCGUGUGGCACGGUAGGAGGCGGACUUGAGGUUGUCUAUGGUCCUCAGUCCAGGCUUGCCGACCGGCAGUAUUCCCCCUGGUCACCAUCCCGAGAUUUCAAUGAGGAUAGUAGCCUCGCUCCACCCAGGAACAUGAAGGGCUUAUCAGGUGGUCGUGCACCGCACCAGAUUCCCACACUGCCCCCGUGUGGACUGGCGGAGUGCGAGCAUCUCCAUGACCUGCAUGGCAUGCAUGUGUCCGAUCUGCGCCACUCCUACCUGCUCAGCCCCACAGAGACCUGCGCCAUGGACUUCCAUCAUCGUUUUUCCCCCCGCAGCUCCAUUCACUCCGACUGCAUGAUCAUGUCACCUGUGGCGCUAACUUCCACUGCCCCCGCCGACCACGUCUCCAGCAGCACCUUUCCCAGAAUGCACUACAGUUCGCUGUACUACGACCCAGCUGCCCGGGAAGACUGUGCAGCCAUCACCACCUCAGCCACAUCCGCCGCCGUCGCUGCUGCAACAUCUGCCUCUCACCACAUCAGCAGCAAGAGCAACCGCAUCCCCGCAAACCUGCUGGACCAGUUCGAAAAACAGCUUCCACUUCAUCGUGACGGCUUCCACACACUCCAGUACCAACGCACAUCUGCCGCCACUGGUGGGGAGCAGCGGAGUGAGAGCCCCGGUCGCAUCCGACACCUGGUGCACUCUGUCCAAAAGCUCUUCACCAAGUCCCACUCACUGGAGGGAUCGUCCAAGAUGAAUGGCACCAAAGCUGACAGUGGAGGUGGGGGAAGCCAUCACCAUCACCACGGCAAUCAUCACUCAUCCAAGCAUGGCAGCAGGCACAGUAAAAGCAAGGAGCGCAGGCACCGGUCAGGGACAGGGGGCUGGUGGAGCUCGGAUGACAACCUAGACAGCGACAGCACCUACCGCACGGCCAGCGCCUUGAGCCGCCACCGUCAUGGUCACAGUUUCCCAGAAUCCAUGCACACUCACUUUGGAGACCACUCUCUCAAAACCUCCAAAAGCAACAAUGACGUCAAGUGUUCGGCCUGCGAGGGCUUGUCCAUGGCACCUGAGGGGAAGUUCAUGAAGAGGAGUUCCUGGUCCACACUCACCGUCAGCCAGGCCAAAGAGGCCUACCGAAAGUCCUCCCUAAACCUAGAGAAGCCCAUGAUGCAUCAGGAACUUAAACCAUCAUUCCGGUCCUCACACUACCUACAGGUGCCUCAGGAUGAGUGGGAGGGUUAUCCAGGGAUUGAGAAGGACGAGGAGAUCCCGUGUCGCCGGAUGCGUAGCAGUAGUUAUGUCAAAGCCAUGGGAGACGAUGAUAGUGGUGAGUCUGAUACCAGCUCCAAGACGUCGCCUCAGAAGACUGUGCGGUCCGAUGCCCUUGUCCUUAAAUCAGCCAUGCAGAGGCCACAUAUAGACACCCAAAGCUCUGGCUACCACUUGCAAACAAGGAGAGAUAUGCGCCCUCACCCCAGCGUGUCUCUGGACCCAGCAACCAACUUCAACCCUCCACAGUUUCGCUCCAGAAACCAGAGCUACAUGCGUGCAGUCAGUACCUUCAGUCAGGCAAGCUGUGUCAGCCAGGUGAGUGAGACUGAGGUCAAUGGCCAGUUUGAGUCAGUUUGCGAGUCCGUUUUUAGCGAAGUAGAAUCCCAGGCCGUGGAGGCCUUGGACCUGCCUGGCUCUUUCCGCACUCGAAGCCACAGUUACCUGCGUGCAAUUCAGGCUGGGUAUUCCCAAGAUGACGACUGCUUGCCUUCAAUGACAUCUUCUACUGUCACUUCAACUCUCAGAUCCACAACAGGGAUCCAGUUUCGUCUCCCUACUGCCUGUAGUGUGGAUCGAACAGAAACCCCCACGCCAGCGGUAGUGACAUAUACACCUGACUACAAGAAGAUUCCUCCACCUGUUCCUCCUCGUUCCACCACUAAGCCGCUGAUUUCUGUAACAGCCCAGAGCAGCACAGAGUCGACGCAGGAUGCGUACCACGAGGGUCGGCCAUCACGGGGAGGGCUUUGGGCACCAGAUAGCCUCAGUCGGGUUAUCUACAACUCCACCGACAGCCUGGAUAGCGCAAAGGCGGUGACCCUAGCAAUGGAAACCGCAUCCAAGCGCCUCACUUCUGCGGGGAGCUACAGCUCCGUUCAGACCUGCGAUAAGGCCAUCCUGGUGUCCAAAGCAGAGGAAUACCUCAAGACUCCACGCUCUUCCAUCGGGAUACAGGUGGAAGCGGCCACAGAUUCUGAGACAGAUAGUAAAGGUCUCCCACAGUAUCAGUCCGUGGGUAUCCAGGUGGAGGAUGAGAAGAGACUUGGCCGCUUUAAACGGUCCAACAGUGUGACGACGGCAGUUCAGGCCGAUUUGGAGCUGGAGGGGUUUCCUUCGACCGAAGACAAGAGUCUGCAGUUUGGAGGAUUUCAGCGACAUUCUGAACCCAGUACGCCCACACAGUACAGCGUGGUUCGGACUGUACGAACACAGGGCCUUUUUAGCUACCGUGAGGAUUACCGACCCUCCAGCGGGCCGUCCAGUCCGCAGCCCGAGCCCUGGCUGGUGGAGCCCGCUCAUGAAGCAGCCGAGUCCGGCCGUGUGUCACCACUCCACCGCGACGGCAGCUGGUUCAUGCAGCUUCUGCACAGCGAGACCAAAAGGAUGGAGAGAUGGUGCAAAGACAUGGAACGUGAGGCGGAGGAGCACGACCUGUCAGAGGAGAUUCUUGGGAAGAUCCGGAGUGCUGUAGGCAGUGCUCAGCUCCUCAUGUCCCAGAAAUUCCAGCAAUUUUACUGGUUGUGUCAGCAAAAUCUGGACCCCAGCGCUAUGCCCCGCCCAACGGCUCAGGACCUGGCUGGGUUCUGGGAUCUCCUGCAGCUCUCCAUUGAGGAUGUCACUGCCAAAUUUGAUGAGCUGCAGCAAAUCAAGAGUAAUGAGUGGAGGAUAGUGAAGAGUCCAGAGAAGAAGGAAAGAAAAUGGCCACCUCCUGUUACAAAGAGGCCCCCUAAAAGUCGUGGAGCUGUCAUGCGUGAGCGAUCCCUGGAUCUGCAGGACCGACAGAGGCAAGAGGCCCGCCGCAGGCUCCUAGCUGCAAAACGGGCUGCUUCUUUCCGUCAGAGCUCAGCUACAGAGCGGGCCGACAGCAUAGAGAUCUACAUCCCUGAAGCCCAAACCCGUUUAUGAAACACACAUAUACUAUGCCUCACCAGUGCGCUUCAACCAACAGGGUACAUCCAUUCUGCUCCAUGGCACCGCUGCCCUCGUUCACAUUCUCACAUCUGUUACAAGUAUUCUUCCUCUGCUCAUCAUCUACUCUGAGCUGAGAAUAGUGGUGAGUUUAUAUAUGCCUCAAACAGAGCUCAAUGCAAAGAGGUCUUAGCAGUCUAUGCACUCCAAGACCUGCAGUUACUGCAACCCAGUUUGUAUAUCAGUUUUAGUACAUUCAGAGGCCAAAACUAAGGCUUUGUUCACACUGCACACAAAUCCGAUUUGGUUUUCACAUUCCAUUUUUAGGACAGAGUUAGGAGGCAGUUGCAAUAGUAGUGAUAUAAGCAUCAGCAUGAUGUAAAGAGGACAGUUAUCAUGACAUCUUGCCACGGUGCUGAACUCAUGAGAUGCGUGAGAGCGAUUAGCUCUUAGCAAUUCUUAUUAACAUUCAUGCAUAUGCUGUGUCCGAAAUCACUUAGCCUACUCACUAUU
Molecule: messenger RNA, 3726 nt
Organism: Sinocyclocheilus anshuiensis
Lineage: Eukaryota; Metazoa; Chordata; Actinopteri; Cypriniformes; Cyprinidae
Product: disks large-associated protein 2-like
Exons: 12
Coding region: 1-3210 (1069 amino acids)
Biological process (GO): signaling
Cellular component (GO): postsynaptic specialization; glutamatergic synapse
Molecular function (GO): molecular adaptor activity
Source: RefSeq, a predicted model, not a curated record